AUGAGAUUUACACUGUUCUGGAAGAAUAAGGGGGCGUGGUCAGGGGAGGGCCAUGGUGGAGAGGGUGUGUUACCUGGAAAAGGGGCGUGGUCAUAUGGGAAGGGGCGGGAACAGGUUGUGGGUGUGGCUCAGCUGUUUUAUUUACAGCUGCAGACACUGGAGGCACAGACCAGAAGCUCCACAGAGACAGAGAUGGUGUCCCGCGUGCUCCUCCUCCUCCUGCUCCCCCUGGUGGUGGCAGAUUACCCAGACACCAUGGGGAACAUGACCUCCAACUUCAUCCCAGACGAGUCCAAAGAUGCGUACUGUGAGAUGCUGCUGCAGAGCCCGGUCCCGGUGCCGCCUGAGACCGCCCCCUGGUUCUGCAUCUGCUCCCACUGCAAAGGAACCACGGGACCCAAGGGAGACCGGGGAGACCGCGGCCUACCAGGUCGGCCUGGCAGUCCUGGACCCAGAGGCCCCCAGGGGCCCAAAGGACAGCAGGGCUUUGUGGGAGCUCCAGGCAUCAAAGGACAGAAAGGUGAUGAUGGAGUGAAGGGGGCCCCUGGGUUCCAAGGGAAUGUGGGGCCAAAAGGAGCACAAGGAUUUAAAGGGGAGAAGGGCGACCUGGGCCUGGAGGGUCGUCCUGGAGACCAGGGGCCUAAAGGAGAUGAUGGUGUGUGUCCCAAUGAGUGUGAGGCCAGUGAGGGCCCCGCUGGGCCCCCAGGGCCCCCAGGGCCGGCCGGGCUCAGAGGAGUUGCAGGGGCUGAUGGAGCUCAGGGACAGAAAGGCUCUAAAGGUGCCAGUGGAGUGCCAGGCCAGCCAGGGGUCGACGGACUCCCAGGAGGCAAGGGAGAUCAGGGGCCGAAGGGAGACUGUGACUGUGUGGACGGCCAGGAUGGGGCCCCUGGGCCUAAAGGAGACCAAGGGCCCCACGGCGAGCAGGGGGACGCAGGGCCUAAAGGAGAGCAGGGCGCCUCUGGAGAGAAGGGGGAUGGGGGUAUGAUGGGCAUGCCAGGAAUGCCGGGACCCUGUAUGCCCAAGGUGAAGGCUGCAUUCUCUGCGGCCCUCACCCAGAGCUUCCCGGCCCCUGAUCUGCCCGUGCCGUUCCCCAAGAUCAUCUACAACCUCCAGAACGCCCUCAUCCCCUCCAUGGGCAUCUUUGUGGCCCCCAUCAACGGCACCUACGUGUUCUCCAUGACCCUCACCGUGGCGCAGCGCCCACUGGUGGUCGGCAUCUUUCGCAAUUUUAAGUCGGUCCUUAAGACAACAGACUCCAGCACGUUGGGGACGUUGGCCAUGACCGUCACGCUGCACCUGCAGAUGGGCGACGGCGUCUGGCUCCAGGUCAAAGACAACAACAACAACGGCAUGACCACCGGGGAGGACAGGUCCUCUCUGUUCUCUGGGUACCUGCUGUACCCCGACCAUUGCCAGGGAGACUUCAUGGACAUGGGCAGCAUCACCGGCCGUGACUUCGGGGAACUCUCGGGUCUGCUGACCCCACCGCCCCCCACCGAGCCCACCUACACCCACACGGGCUUCUACUCCUGGGAGGACGCCACACCUUAG
Molecule: messenger RNA, 1551 nt
Organism: Knipowitschia caucasica
Lineage: Eukaryota; Metazoa; Chordata; Actinopteri; Gobiiformes; Gobiidae
Source: the annotation of a GenBank genome assembly